Molecule: messenger RNA, 4638 nt
Organism: Meriones unguiculatus (Mongolian gerbil)
Lineage: Eukaryota; Metazoa; Chordata; Mammalia; Rodentia; Muridae
Gene: Siae
Product: sialic acid acetylesterase
Exons: 10
Coding region: 77-1771 (564 amino acids)
Biological process (GO): carbohydrate metabolic process
Molecular function (GO): sialate O-acetylesterase activity
Source: RefSeq, a predicted model, not a curated record
CCCACCACGCACAGACCACGCCCCGCGCCUAUUGGCUCUUCCUGACUGCACCGAGUUGACCAGGACAUCUGCAAGCAUGGUUGCCUUGGGGCUGUGUGGGCUUGUGCUGCUCAUAAUCGUGCGAGCCAGCCGAAGUGCAGGUAUUGGUUUUCGCUUUGCUUCGUACAUUGAUAAUUACAUGGUGCUGCAGAAGGAGCCUGCAGGGGCGGUGAUCUGGGGCUUUGGUACACCUGGGGCCACAGUGAUAGUGACCUUGUGCCGAGGUCAGGAAACCAUCAUGAAGAAAGUGACCAGUGUGAAAGAGUCCUCCAACACCUGGAUGGUGGUCCUGGAUCCUAUGAAGCCCGGGGGACCUUUUGAAGUGAUGGCACAACAGACUUUGGGGAUAAUGACUUUUACCCUGAGAGUUCAUGAUGUCUUAUUUGGAGAUGUCUGGCUCUGCAGUGGGCAGAGUAACAUGCAGAUGACCGUUUUACAGGUCUUUAACGCCUCGAAGGAGUUGGCUGACACCUCUGCCUACCAGUCUGUGCGCAUCUUCUCCGUUUCCCUCACCCAGGCGGAGGAGGAGCUGGAGGACCUGGCUGAGGUUGAUCUGUCAUGGUCCAAGCCUACUGCAGGAACCUUGGGCCAUGGAAAUUUCACUUACAUGUCAGCGGUGUGCUGGCUCUUUGGGCGCUACCUGUAUGAUACCCUGCAAUAUCCCAUUGGGCUGGUCUCCUCCAGUUGGGGUGGGACACCCAUUGAGGUCUGGUCAUCUAGAAGGUCACUGAAAGCCUGCGGAGUUCCUGAUGCAAGGAAUGAAAGAGUUCCUCAGCCUGCGAUAGAGCCUGUGAGGAAGGAAUGUAGCAGUGAGGAGUCCUCCUGUCCUCCCAGGAGGUUCGCUCCGCCUGAGUUUAUGGCUGGACCUACAAGACACUCUGUCCUCUGGAAUGCCAUGAUCCAUCCACUUCGAAACAUGACUUUGAGAGGGGUGGUGUGGUACCAGGGAGAGGCUAAUGCGAAUUACAACAGGGACCUGUACGUGUGCACAUUCCCUGCGCUCAUUGCGGACUGGCGCCAGACCUUCCACUAUGGCUCCCAGGGGCAGACAGAGCGUUUCUUCCCAUUCGGAUUUGUCCAGCUGUCCUCAUACGAGUUGAUGAACUCAUCAGAUUAUGGAUUUCCCGAGAUCCGCUGGCAUCAAACAGCAGACUUCGGCUAUGUCCCCAACCUGAGGAUGCCCAAUACUUUCAUGGCUGUCACCAUGGAUCUCUGUGAUAGGGAUUCUCCUUUCGGCAGCAUCCAUCCUCGAGAUAAACAGACAGUGGCCUAUCGACUGUACCUGGGGGCUCGAGCUGUGGCUUACGGUGAGAAAAAUCUGACCUUUCAAGGACCACUUCCUAAGAAGAUAGAACUCUUGGCUCACAAUGGGCUGCUCAGCCUCACCUAUGACCAGGAAAUCCAGGUGCAAAGGCAAGAUAACAAGACAUUUGAGGUGGCCUGCUGCAUUGACCAUCAGUGCAAAUGGCUUCCAGCGCCCAUGAACUCUUUCUCCAGCCAGACCCUGGUCUUGGGUAUCAAUGUUUGUUUUGGCACAGUGGUUGCUGUUCGCUAUGCCUGGACCACGUGGCCCUGUGAAUAUAAGCAAUGUUCUGUUUACCACCCCAGCAGUCUCUUGCCAGCGCCUCCCUUCACUGCUGUCAUUACCCACCAAGAUCCUAGACUUAGGGCAGGGCUAUCUAAGCACCUCUGGAGGAGUACCAGCUCUUUAAUACAAGGGCGAUUCCUUUAGGUUUGGGCAUUUAGGAGUUUAAAUGAUAACUGGUUUUUUUUUGUUUGUUUUUCAAGACAGGGUUUCUCUGUGUAGGUUUGGGUGUCCUGGAACUCACUCUGUAGACCAGGGUUGCCUCGAACUCAAGUGAUCCACCUGCCUCUGCCUUCCAAUUGCUGGAAUAAAAGCAUGGGCCUCCAUCACCCAGCAACGGCUAUUGCUUUUAAGGGAAAUAGAUGCCUUGUUGAAUAGCUCCCAGCUAGAGAUGCUAGUUGUGUUCUGAGUAUUCUGAGAUGAGCAGUGCCUAGCAGACACUCGAAAUGCUCAUUUUGUCCCCUGGUUAGCCCAAGCCUCUGUGCUGGUCUAAUUCUGAACUAUAACAUUGGGCCUUACUAACAUUCAUUUCUUUGGUAUUGUUGGGAGUGAAAUGCCCCAUUUUUGCCCCUUCAUCCAGAACUGUGGACUCUCAAGCCUGCAAGAGACUUUAAAGGCCCUGGAGGCUGGUGCUUUGUUUGUUCUUUACAACCUCCUGAAAACAGCUAUGGACAUUUCCAUGUGUUUCUUUCUGUGGAGCUGAAAUUUUUAUUUCAUCAAACAUUACUACCCCAUGACCAAUCUUUUAGGCCUCCUUAGACAGACCAUGUUUUUGUAUCUUCAUUAAGCUGCCACAAAAUAACUUGAUUUUAACCCAAAUCUUCUUCUAAAGCGAAUCUUUGAGACAAAUCAGUCUCAUGUUUAGGCCUAAUGGCAGCUGCUAAGGAUUGGCCCUACAGAAUAAAGAGAAAGGCAGGUAUUCAGGCAAAGAAUGGGGAAAUCACAGUCAUAGGGAUACAUGGGGCAAAUAGGCCCUAAAAUAUGCCUCGGGUCCCUGAGAGGUAAAAGUUUAAUGAAGAUUAAUCCCCGUUGAAGAAAAGUUAGGCUAAAAGGAAAGUACAGGAUAAGCUUACAGAACAGCUCUGCAGGUGAAGCAAAGGUAAUGAUGCAGUUUACCAUUUAAGUAAAGCCAGCUGGCAGCUCUGCAAAGUGCAUCUAUUAGACACUGGAACUGGCAGCUCUGCAAAGUGCAUCUAUUAGACACUGGAACUGGCAGCUCUGAAAAGUGCAUCCAUUAGACACGGAACGAAGCCUGGGCGUGGGUGGUGGUGCACACGAGGUGAGCUGGUCUACACAGUGAGUUCCAGGGUACCCAGAGUUACCCAGAGAAAUGCUGUCGUGACGCCCUCUCCCCCGCCCCCUACCCUCCAAAAGAAAUCGGAAAUAAAAGUAUUACAAUUAGUGGCUACAGAUCCAGUCAAAUUGUUAAGUGUCAGUCUUAGAAUGUACCCUUGAAGCAUGGGAAAGGAGUGUAAGUGCCACCUGCAUAAAGCUUUCUUGUUCUGUUGAUGUGAGAAAUGGGAACUGAAGAAAUGAGCAUUUCUCAUCAUUCUGUGGGGCUCUGGUGCCAUGAGAAGUGGCAAGAAAGAUGUGUCAGGAGUUUAUUUGGUAAAAUACAAAGACAAAAACCAAACAAACUAUACAUUCUGCACAGGCCUUUGACCUCUGAGGAUGUCUAGCUUACAUUUAACUCCUUUGCCCUCUCUGCAUCUGGCCCAUGAAAACAGAAGUCUAGUAACCAUCAGUUCCUGAGAAAAAGUAAAAUCUACCUGUCUGUCCCUCUGCAGCACCCUGCUGUUAAUCCCACUGAAUGAAAGUAAGGACCGUUAUCAGAUUCUUUGGUCAAAUUAUGCAAGCUUUAUUUUCUGUCAGACAGGGCUACCUGCCUAAGGUGGGGUUUGAGAAACUAGCACUGAACACAGAAGAUGGGUUUUAUGUAGUUCAAAAACCCACAAUAGAGGUUUUUCAAGGAUUUCCAGAGGAAUUCUGGCUGUGUGUACUUAGCUGUAUAUUUCAAAAUUAUUGGGCAGAGCAUCUUACCAGGGUACAUUUAAGGUGUGAGUCAAAUUCUAUAGGGUAGGAAGUCAAAUUCUAGAAACAGGUUAAUGCAUGCUCAAGUUUGAAUUUUGCAGCAAACAGAAAUGAACUAACUUAUUCUGAUCUUAUAACAAGAUGGCUCCACCCUUAAGGUGGAAUCAGGCUUCGUCUAUCACUGGUACACAUGCCCAUGUUCUAAUAUGAAGGCUGGUAGAUGUACCCAAGAACCCCAAGCCCAAGUUAUUUAAUACCCAAUAACUGGAACAUACAGUACAAACUUUGUUUCAGGUAAUGCAUGUAACAAUAAUGUUUGAAUUAAAUUUUUAGUGGUUGAAUAGUUUAAAACAUUGUUUGGGGAUUGUGUAUUUCUCCAAAUGGAGAGAAUUUGUAGCUGUUUGAAAAUAAUCACUGACUAGAGUGUAAGUAAAAAAACAGCUCCAAAUCAUCACUGAAGGAAAAACACUGCCAUGCUGAACUUUGGCCUGGCUUAUCUUGUAUUGUAUUCCUUAUACCCGUAUGUAUAUAACAGUUAAUACCAACCUUUCCAUGUCUGAAAUUUUUUUUGUGGGGUGUGAACUUAAAAGAUGUAGGUGUUGACAAUCCUUAAGUUUUUUUUUUUUUUUUUUCUCCUUCAAAUUAAUUAUUUAUUUUUUUGAGGCUAUAUAGUACUGGCUGUCCUGGAACUACUUAGACCAGGCUGGCCUUGAACUCACAGAGAUCCACCUUCCUCUACCUCUGAAUUACUGGGAUUAAAGGCGUGUGCCACUAUACCCAGCAACUCCUUAAAUCUGCAGUUAGUGAAUUAAGGUUUGUAGUUCAAAAAUUGUGAGCCUGUGAUAAUCCACUGAAUUGUAAAAAAUGUCUUUUGAGUCAAGAGUCUCACUUUCAGUCUUGGCUGGCUUUGAACUCACAGAUCUGCCUGCUUUUCCAUUGCUUGGAUUAAAGGUGUGCAACACCAUGUCUGACUUAAAAUGAAA